UUUUUUUUCAAUUGUGGUUAGGCAUGUUAAAAAAUUGCAGCUUUUUCUGACACUUCUAUCAUUUUAUAAAACUGUUGUAUGAUUUUGCCACAGUAUCUUUAAAAUAUUGUAUGAAGAUCAGUUACAAUGGCACGGAAGACCAGUCAAGCUGCGAAAAAAGACUCCGCUACAGAAAGCAAGAGUGAAGGACCAACGCCUCGGAGAUCUGGUCGAGCUGUUGCAAAAGCAGAACCAAUUGAGCAGAGCCAGAGUCGUAAGGAAGCAUCUAGAUCUCGUAGAAGUUCUACUGCAGCUCAAACAGCUGCUUCAGUUGCAGAUUCAAAAACACCUAAGGGUCGUACUCAAAUAGAAAGUACUCCUCCUUCGGAAGGACGUUCUAGAAGCAAUAGGGAAAGUGGUGAAUCACCUGCCACUAGAGUCAAGUCGGCUCGGAGGAGCGCAAGUCAUAUUAAUUAUAAAGAAAGUGAUGGAGAAGAAGAAACGGCAACUCCUAAGUAUGAUGAAAACUUUGAUAGUGCUGAAGAAUUGGAAGGAUCAGAAUCCGAUGAAAAUUCCAAACCUAAAGGUAGGAAUCGAUCUGUGAAGACUGCUGCCAAAAGCAAUGAAGUAAAGGAAAUACCAAGAAGUUCAGGUCGUCGCAAAGGUAGGACAACUAAAAAAAAAUCAGAUGAAGAGAGUGAAGUUGCAGAAGUUUCAGAUAGUGGUGAAAAUGUUGAAACUGAAAAUUCACCAGGAAACAAAAAAGUUGGUAAAACUCCAGCGAAGGCAAAAGAGCCUCAAAAAUCAGCCAGAGGUCGAAGAGCUAAAGUGGAACCAGAUGCUAAAAUAAAGCCUGUUGUUGAAGAGAAAGCAAAACCUUCUCGUAGAAGUGCAAGAGCAUCCUCUAGCAAAGAAGAAACUCCCAAAAAAAGACCAUCUCGUAGCGUACAAGCUAAAAAGUAUACAGAAGAAGAUGAAGAAGAAGAAAUAGAAGAAAUAGAUGAUUCAAAAGUGGAUGCAAGUAAAUCAGAUACUGCAGUGCCUGGGAAACGUAAAAGAAGCACAUCAGUUGAACCCAACAAACGUUUAAAAAAAGAUGUUUCGGAAUCAGAAGCUGAAAUCAAAGAAACAGAUGAUGUUGAAAAUGUUAAAGAAGAAAAGGAAAUAAAAGAUGGCUCUGAGUCUGAAAAAGAAAAAGAUGAAAGUGAAGUAAAAAAAGAAACUAAUGAAGAACCUAUGGAAGUUGAUGAAGUGCAAUCUAAUGAAGUAGAUGCUUCAGAAGUAAGUGAAAAGCCUGUUACUCCUGUAGAAGAGUUAAAGGAUUCUAAAACAGAAACAAAUGUAACUGAAGAAAAAAUGGAUAAUCAAGAAGAUAAAGAAAAUGAUACAUCUUUAAAAGAAAAAGUAGCUACAUCUGUUGAACAAGAAAAUGAUGACAGUGCUGAGCACGUAGAUGAAAAUUUGCGCAACUCUGACUCUGAGCAAGAAAGCCGAGCUGAUCAGUCCCUUUCUUCUGGUCUAGAAGACUCACAAGAAGCAAAAGAGGAUAAAACUAAUGAGCCUUCAUCAGAAAGUAAAACAGUUGAAGAGACAAGUUCUACUCAUGAAAAAGUUGAGUUAGCAUCAGAGCCCUCUAAAAAUUCCCAGCAAACAGAUGAAAAUUCAAAAGAACCGAAAACUGCUGCUACUGAGAAAUGUUCAAAAGAAGAAACUGAUAAAGGUUCAAAAGAAAGUGUUUCAAAGACGGAAAAUGCUCUUGAAAAUUCAAAGAAAGAAUCUAUUCAUGCAACAAAUGAAAAUUCUGUUUCAGAUGAGAAGAAAGCUACCACCAAUGAAACUGCUAUCAUCAGUUCACCCAACUCUGUGCAUUCCAAACAGUCAGAACCAUCGCUUAAUGGUCCCGAAAAGAGCUCUUUAGUUCCAAAUUCUGCACCAAUCAUUCACAGCAAUUUAAAUACUAACUUUGAAAGUGCAGAAAAUCCUUCUUCAAAAGCUAAUGGUGAACAUGAUAACAUGCAUACCAAUGCAAUUUCUCCUAAAAAGGAUCAGUAUUUUCCGUUACCUGGUCGUAAAUACAUUCUGAAUCCCAAAAUGAAUGAAGCUUUAAGACAGUCUAUAAAAGAUAAAACCUUUACCUGUGCUUCUUUCAAUUUAAGCACUUCCAGCUCGGAAGUCUGCUUGCAAAAAGAUAAACUGUUGAAUGAAUUAAAAUACCUUGAUGCUAAUAUCAUUUGCAUUCAACAAAUUUCAAAAACUUUCUAUAAUGGUGCACUUGAACCUAAUCUUCGUGGUCUUGGUUUUAAUGGAGUAUUUUGCCAGCCUGAAGAAAGUUUGAAAGGAUUAGCAACAUUCUACAAAACAUCUCUUUUUAAACUGAACAAACAUUGUGAAACAUCUUUGAAACAUCUCAUUGAGAAGGAACUUGAAGCUUCACCUUUGGAACCAAAUGACAGAGCUGCAGUCAGGGCACAUAUGAAAAGAUGUGGUAGCGUUCUUCUUACGAAUAUUACGACAAUUCCUGGAACACAUGCUAUUACAGUCGCAAAUGUGCAGGUUCCUGCUACAGACCUUAGCUUGCAGACACUACAGGUUUCUUGUUUGGGUAGAGAACUUUUUAGAAUAAAUGGAGGAACCAAUAGACCAUUAUUAAUUGCUGGUGAGCUUAAUAUAAAAGAAUCAGAAGCUGCGUACCAGUUACUAAGAGACGGGUAUCUUAGCAAUGAAAUGAUAGAAGAACUUAUGAGAAGAAAAGAUGUUGUUAUACCAGGAAAAGAGAAUGCUUCAUUGAUUAACCUUCUGUGGAAAUCUUUUCAACACCCGUCCUCAAAUUUAAGCAGCUGUUACCAAACAGUAUUGGAACAUGAAAUAUUCAUUCCAGAGAAGAAAGUCACAUCACCUGAUCUCUUAUGGUACAGCUCUGACUGCAUGUAUACUGUUGGUGUUCUUGAUUUUACUUCUGAUAAAUUAAAAUGAACAACAUUUUUCUCUCAAAGCUGAUCUAGCAUUUACCCCAUGAAAAAAUUUACUUUUUUUUCUGGAACUGUAAAAAUUCAUAGUUACCUAUGAUUUGUUCCUUCUGUGUCAUCAUUGAAAAAAAAUUAAUUGCUGAGAACUUUUUUAUAUACGAUUGAUACUUGUUUACAUUUUCCCUCAUUACAUUUAUAAACAUGCUCUUAUUAGUAAUUUGUUGCAAAUGUUAUGCAGCCCAAUGCAGUGGUUUACCAGUAAUCUGAAACUUCAUAUUACUUUAUAGAAGUUGAUUUUCCCCUCUUUUGUUCAUUUUGAAGAAAGACUUUUGCGUUCAUAUUUUUUAUAAAAUAUGUUUGACUUAUUCUUUCUUUUGCUUUAGCAAACAAAAUUAUGAGCCUAUUGUUACAUGUUUGUUGAAUAUUGUUGAAGAUAUUCUUUUAAUAGGUUUUGUUAUUUUGUUGAGCAAUUUCUGUUAAAAAUAUUGUUAAGUGAUUGUGUAAAAUGAAGAUAAACUUGGUAGAACUGUGUAAAACUCAUAUUGGACUUUUGCUGAUUUUCUUUUGUAAAAUGUAAUUAUUUGUGUAAAUAUUCACUUUUGUAAAAUAUGGAUUAUAUAUAUUUUUAUUUCUAAUUAGAUAAUGCAGAUGCAUUUUUCAAGUAGUUAUUUGAAUUGACAAAAAACAGCACAUGCAGAUAUUGACCUAUCUGAAAUCAUAGUUUCAGAUUAUUUGUAACAAGCUGUUUCAUUGGUAGCAUUGUGGCUUUAUUAGCAACAUUGUUCUGGACUUAAAAUAAUUGUGCCAUUUCUUUAUUGACAAGCUUGCUGAAAAUAAAGUUUGCUUCACUUUAAAGGCUCAUUUUCCUGUCUGCAUUUUAACAUUAAUCAUGUAGCUAUAAAUAUAUAUAUAUAUAUAUAUAUAUAUAUAUAUAUAUAUAUAUAUAUAUAUAUAUAUAUACUAUAUAUAUAUAUAUAUAUAAACACUUCAUUACUUGUAUUAUGUGCAUUUGUGAAAAGUCAUCUACUAGUUAUUAGGAACAGAAAUGAUCCUUUUAGAUUUAGUGUGAGUAGGGUUAAUGGCUAAAAUAUAUCUUAAUUGUAUAUAAAUGAAUUUAUCUUGAUUGAGUGUAAUAUGAUUUGGCAGCACAAGAGAAAAAAAAAUGUUUUUAACUAAAUUUAAGAUCUGACUUCAGAAACAGUUAACUUUUUUAGCCCUUACUGUUUUAAAGAGUGUCUCUGAUUGAAACGUAAGGCAUUGCAAUUUCAUGGAAUAUUUUUGUUACUUUAUGAUGCUAACAUGUAUGUACAGAAAAUCUAUCCAGAUAUCUCAUGUUCUAAAUUCAUCUUUUCAUCUCUUCAUAUUGUUACUGCAUUGUAAACUGUGUAUUCAUUGAUCUUUACAAAUCGAUGAAUAGAUCUAUCUGAUAUGUUUAUUCUCUAACAUUUAGAAUUUUUAUCCUAUUUGUAAUUUUAUUUGUUUCAUUGUGUGUUGUAGUAGGAAACUUAGAUUGUUCACAUGAAAAGAGCAUUGUUAUUUUAUUUGCAUAAUCAAAAAAGAAAAAAAAAAUUUCAUGUGGAAAUUGAAAACUCAUACAUAUAUUGUGCAAAUGAGUAGUAGUUUUUAUGCAAGAAAAAUAGGUGCUUCUGCCUUGACCAUGACAACAGCUUGCAUGCUGAUGGUGAUGUCCCCCCCCCCCCCCCCCAUAAUCUUUUCUUAGAACCAAGAGAAAUGUUUGCUAAAAUAAAAUUAUUCUCCGAAGUUAAAAAUUUCUUUUGCCCAAGAUUUUUUUUUUUUUUUUGAAAGAUUGUCACUAGAUAUUUAAUUAUGUGCAUAAUUUUUGAUUUGGGUACUGAAUUGAAACAAAAAUAUGUCAAUUUCUUAAAGCAAUUGAAAGUUUUAGUGUACUUCUUCUGAAAUAAUUGUUUGUAAGUAAAGCUGCAAUUUGGUAAGAAAUUGUUUCAAAACUAUCAUGAUUGCUCUUAGGUUAUUUAUGUAUAUUUAAUUUAUAGGGUUCAUCAAAAAAUUUAAUUGAUCCCAUUCAAUUUUCGUGUUAAAUGCACCUUGUAAGUUUAUUUGUGCAGCCUACAGGUUAAGCCUAAUAAUUUAGUUUUUUCUGUUUGUAAACAUUGACUAUUUGAAACAUUAAAUUUUCAUUUUUGCUUCUUUUAUCUCUUUCAAUUAGAAAAACAGAAGUGUACAAUCCACUUGCUGAAGCGGAGAGUACCAUGUGUAAACUGAAGAUUUGUUUUCACAUGAAAAAAGAAAUACAGACAUAGAAAUAUUUUGGUCUGAAAAAGAAAUAAAUUUUACCUAGAGCUAAAGUAAAUCCGUUUUAUAAUUAUUUUUCUUUAUUUAUUUUUUUUAUUUCAUUUUAUUUAUUUAUUUUAUUUUUUUAAUGAAGCCAGAAUAGUAUUAACAGAAGAAAUAGGGCACAGCCUUUUUUCUGUUUUUGAGACAGUCUAAUGCUGUUUUCGUUCCCUUUUUUUUUAUCUGCCUAAUUUUUCUGUUUAUAAUCAAGUGUCCUUUGUGAAUUCUUCCAAAACGUAUUUUGAAAGUUGGGAAUUUUUUUUUUAAUGAAGUGGAAAAGUAGUAUCCCUGUACUGUAAAUAUUUUUAUCAAAUUUUAUUUUCUGUUCUUGAAACAUUUUUGUAAUAUUCAAGUUUAAAAUUUUUGUUGCAAGUAGACCAUUCUGUCCUGAAGUUUUGAACUGGAGGAUUUCCCCCUACUCAUAACAUAGUUUAAAGAAAUUCUCUAGUAGUUGAUUUUCCUAACGGUCCCAUAGCUAUUGAUAAGCUUUUAAAAUGAGCUAUAUUUGUAAAUCAGGUGAAACAUUUUAACCAUAAUACACGUGUAACUAUAUGUGCACAUAUAACAUCCACGUUAAAUGAUUUUAACUAGUCAUGAAACACAUGUCUAAAAAUGUAAGACUAUUUAUACUAUAAAAAAAUCAUAAGCGGUUAUACUAGAAGUGUGAGAGCUUAAAAGUUUUUAUCCAGUUUCAUUCAUUUUUUUAAUCUUUUAACCCUCUGAUGGAUUUGGAAGGGCUGUUGAAAAGAUACAAUGUUUGUGGUUGAAAUUUCAAUACUGCCAUUUGCUUGUUGGAUUAAAAUAUUUCAUUGUGUGUCCCUGGAAAAAAAUAUAUUUGUACCUGAAGAAGUAUAUGACUAUUUAAAAGACCUUUUUUGUACAAAUUGCAUUCACAUCUCUCUCAACGGGUUAAGUCCCAUCCAUAACCAGUCUUUUCUGCUUUUCAGCAUUGAUAUUUACUUUGUUUUCUGACAAGUUCUUGCAUCUUCAUAAAAGGAUAUGACUCCAUGUUUAUUAAAAAUAAGUACAAAUACUAUACUUCAUUGUUGAGCAUUUUUAGAUUUUUGGUUUCCUUGUUUGAAUUAUUCAUCAAAGUUUUACUUUUGUUGUUAUUUACUUACUAACCUUUGAGUGGUUUUUAGGGCAGUAAAAUAAGAGGUGUUUAAAUUCCAUGUAUAUGACAUGAAUGUAUUAAGACUUUAAUAAGCCUUAGAAUUUCUAACCCUCUGCAGAAUUUCAAGCGUGCUGAAGUUUUUGUUUUUCCCUCUGUCUCAAAACAUAGUUUUGGGCUAAGAGCUUCUGACAGCCACUUUUACGUAUUGUGAUAUGUACUUCUCCCCAACAAUGGAUUACAUUUAUUAUUUUAUGCACACCUAUAACAUCGUACAAAAUAAGUACAAAUGCUAAUUUUGUUAAAUAUUUUGAGGUUUUUAUUUUCCUUGUUUAAAUCAAACUUUUACUUUUGUUGUUAUUUUAUAAGGCCAUUAAGUGAUUUUCAGUAGAAUAAAAGGCUAGUAAAUCAAAUUAUAUUUAAUGUAGGAAACAAUCUGUUUCAUAUUUCCUGAUAAAUGCAUGAAGUAAAAAUAGUUUAUAUGUGCUAAUUUUAUUACUGAAAACUUUUCUACGUGUCUUUUAGCAGAAUUUAAAAGCACUUCGUUUUUAACACAUUCGUAAAUUUUACAAGCUUAAAAUAAGUUUUAAAAGAAAGAUGAAAAGGAAUACUUGAUAAAGUUUCGUUAAUAUGUGCUUUUGAUCUAAUGAACUUUAAUUUUUUAGUUGAGCAAAAAAAUAUUAAAUUAUUCAAAAAUAUCUACUUCCUAAUGUUCUAGGUAAAAUUGUGCUACUUGUUCCUUUUGGUCAUUUUUAUUUUUACCUUUUAAUCCAUGUUAUGGGCAGGCCCGGAUCUGCGUACCUACAGUGAGGGGGAGGACUGGAGCAAUGGUCUCAGAAAUUGAAAAAACUAGCACUAAGACUUAUUAACAUCGCAAAUAUACACUGCUGGCUUUUGGGAGGGCCGCUACAGCGUUUGUUGCAGGGGGACCCAAAAUUCACAGAUCCAGGCCUGGUUAUGGGCUUUGUCAUUGGAUAGUUUAUUUUGAAUAUGUAUGUAACUGCAUUGAAGGAAAAGUUUUAAAAUUCAUAAUAAAUGGUAGCAUGUAUGUUUUUAACUUUCUGAAGUAAACUGUUGCAUAUCCCACCCCCUUUUUUACCUUAAUGUUUGUGACAUAAACCUAAUUAUGUGGGGGGGGGGGUCCUUUUCUUUUCUCUCUUUUUUACUAAUGUUUCCCAUUCAUAGAGUACAAAUGUAUGAUACCCACUGUCAUUAGAAAUCUUAACUUUUUUAGACCCUCAGUUUGUACCUCAAUUGUUUCACCAUUGUUUUGAUGUAAGUGAAGCAUUUGAUUUUUCUUCUGAAAUUUGGUGAUGCAUUGUUGGUUGAUCAUUCUACUCAUUUAAUUGUGAUUUAGGUUGUACUUAUGCACUGCUCUGAGAAGUAAAAACUUUUUCAAAUUCUUUUCUAGGUGAAAGAAUUAAAAUGCAAAAUUUUUGUAGUAAUUUUUCAUUCAGAGUUAUACAUAUUGUACAAUGAAAAAUCACAGCACAAAUUUUUAUAAUACUGUUGUGUACUAUCUAGGAUUCACAAAACUAUUAACGAAACAUUGGUGUAAUAAGGUUUAAAAAAUAUUUUCUGCAUUUUUGGGAUUGUAUGGUCUUAAUGACAUUUUGCUUUUAAAUAAAUCAUGUAAGUUUAGUUUCAAUAAAUAUUAUUUUACUUUGCGCCA
Uloborus diversus is the source of this 8038-nucleotide messenger RNA. Its product is annotated as neurofilament heavy polypeptide-like. The coding region runs from base 127 to 2952 and encodes 941 amino acids. The transcript is spliced from 7 exons. Lineage: Eukaryota; Metazoa; Arthropoda; Arachnida; Araneae; Uloboridae. Gene Ontology annotation, molecular function: 3'-5'-RNA exonuclease activity. The record is from RefSeq and is a predicted model, not a curated record.